AUGGCACUUAAAAGGAUCAAUAAGGAAUUGCGUGACUUAGGUCACGACCCACCUUCUUCCUGUAGCGCCGGACCUAUCGGCGAUGAUCUUUUUCACUGGCAGGCUACUAUUAUGGGACCGGCUGACUCUCCAUAUUCUGGUGGUGUAUUCUUCCUUGCAAUUCACUUCCCUACAGAUUAUCCGUUUAAACCGCCAAAGGUAAAUUUUACAACGAGAAUUUAUCAUCCGAAUAUCAACAGUAAUGGUAGUAUAUGCUUAGAUAUUCUAAGGGAUCAAUGGUCUCCAGCUCUUACCAUUUCGAAAGUGCUUUUGUCUAUCUGCUCUAUGUUGACUGACCCUAAUCCAGAACAUCCUUACACACGUAUUCAAAUAUCAUAUUUAGAUGAUCCACUUGUACCUGAAAUUGCCCAUGUUUAUAAAACUGACCGUUCUCGCUACGAAGCGACUGCUCGUGAAUGGACACGCAAAUAUGCUAUUAUUCUGACUUCUAUUCUCAUCACUACUUACCAGUGUAACGGAAUGAAUAUGUUAGAAGAACAAAGAUGUGAAGAUAGAAAUACUAAUAAUAAAAAAACGGCACAGAAAUCAUAA
Messenger RNA from Ambispora gerdemannii, 591 nucleotides. The record is from the annotation of a GenBank genome assembly. Lineage: Eukaryota; Fungi; Glomeromycota; Glomeromycetes; Archaeosporales; Ambisporaceae.